AUGGCACGACGACAACAAGAUCAAGCUACUAUGUUCAGAGAUUUACUAAGGGCAGUGCAAGACUUGGGCAGACAGCAGGCUCAAGCGACACCUCAUAAUGCAACAGGAGGUGCCAACACCAUGAGCUCAAUUGUUGAACAGUUUCGUCGCUUUAAACCUCCGUCCUUGGAUGGUAGAGGUGAUCCUUUCGCAGCUGAGGAGUGGCUGAGAAGACUUGAAGGAAUCUUCGAGCACAUGAACUGCAAUGAUGCUCAAAAGGUUUCUUGUGCAAAGUUUAUGUUGACUGAUGAUGCUGGACAUUGGUGGGAGUUUGAAACACGUACUAGAACUACAAAACAACAACGUAACCUCACUUGGAACCAGUUUAAGGAGUCGCUGAUGGGUAAAUAUUUUCCCCAGUCACUGAAAGAUCAAAAGGAGGUAGAAUUUCUCCAGCUCACGCAAGGAAAUUUGCCACUUGGGGAGUAUGAAAGAAAAUUUGAACGACUUUCUAGCUAUGCACCGCAUACGGUAAACACUGAGCUGACAAAGGCUAAAAGGUUUGAGAUGGGGUUAAGGCCAGAGAUCAAGGGAAUCAUGGCAGCCCAGCAGUAUACUACUUAUGCAGAGGUUGUGCGUCGAGCACAAGUAAUCUCUAAUGGUUUAGGACUGGAAAAGAAAACCCAACCCAGCACCGAGUCGUCUAUAAAGAGAAAGUGGCAAGGUCAUGAUAAGGAGAAAGAAUGUCUAGAGAAGAAGAGAGAAGGUGACCAACUUAAGAAGGGAAAGGCCAGAGUAUUUGCUUUGACAGGAGAAAAGGAGGAUCAGAACACAGACAUUGGGCGUGAAUUCGUAAAAAUGAAUAACAUUUUAGAAGUUAAUACACCCUCAGGCGAAGUGGUUAAUACCAAUCAAAUGGUUAAAGAUGUUAAGUUAGAGAUCGAAGGAAAAGUACUAAAGGCAGAUUUGUACCUUUUGAGGAUGAAAGACUUUGAUGUAAUUUUGGGUAUGGACUGGUUGGGUAGAAAUUAUUCAACCAUCUUAUGCCAUAAGAAGGAAGUUUUAUUUCAAAAACCUGGAGAAAAAAAUCUUCGAUUCUUUGGAACAAAAAUUGGGACCCUACCUCGAUUGGUAUCUGCAAUGAAAGCACAAAAGAUGUUGAGAAAGAAUACUUGUCAAGGAUUUCUAUUGAAUAUAAUUAGUAAGCCCACUUUCUUCCAGUCAAGAUGA
Messenger RNA from Olea europaea var. sylvestris, 1209 nucleotides. RefSeq lists its product as uncharacterized. Lineage: Eukaryota; Viridiplantae; Streptophyta; Magnoliopsida; Lamiales; Oleaceae. The coding region runs from base 1 to 1209 and encodes 402 amino acids. The record is from RefSeq and is a predicted model, not a curated record. The transcript has 3 exons.